AUGUACGUAUUCGCGGACGAGGCGAUCAUCCGGCAGCGCAUCGAGAUACGAGCCGAGAGAACGGGCCGCAACGUGCCAGAAAGCCUGAUCCAGGCCUCGCUCGGAGCCAUGGACAAGGCGCUGAACAAGCUGACGCCGCUUUGCGACUUUGUUGCCCGCAUCAACAACGCGGGCGAGGUGCCCGUGCUCUCCGCCUUCGCGACCAUCGACACCAGCGGCUCCUGGGGCGUCCUGCAGGAUCGGUUCGCGCGCAAGUGCUGCGACGUGGGGGAUUUCCCACAGUUCCUGGCGCCGCUCCCGCUG
Molecule: messenger RNA, 303 nt
Organism: Prorocentrum cordatum
Lineage: Eukaryota; Dinophyceae; Prorocentrales; Prorocentraceae
Source: the annotation of a GenBank genome assembly